CCGGAUCCAAGCGCGGGGAAUGAGAUUAUUAGUUUCAAUUCAAUUAGAAGGCUUCCGUGUUUUGUUUAUUUCUUUCUUUUGUUACCAAAUCUGUGAGGUUUUAGAAUUCAAAACCCUAGCUUUCGCUCUUCGAAUUCGAAUGGCAAACCUCCCAAUUCUUCAAUUCGAAGACAAGAUACUGGAAACCGUCAAUCAAAACCCCGUGGUCGUCAUUAUCGGAGAGACCGGUUCAGGAAAAAGCACUCAACUCUCUCAAAUCUUACACAGAAGCGGCUACACUAAAUCCGGAGCCAUCGCCGUCACCCAGCCCCGCCGUGUCGCCGCCGUAUCCGUUUCCAGGAGGGUUGCACAGGAGCUUGAUGUCCGGUUAGGUGAUGAAGUUGGUUAUGCCAUUAGAUUUGAGGACAGGACUUCAGAGAGAACUUGUAUUAAGUAUCUUACUGAUGGAGUACUUCUUCGCGAAAGUCUUUCCGACCCGGAGCUUAAACAAUAUUCGGUGAUUAUACUGGAUGAAGCUCAUGAAAGGAGUCUAAACACGGAUAUAUUGAUGGGGUUGAUGAAGCGGUUGAUUAGACUGCGUGCCUCCAAUUUGAAAGUGUUGAUCACUUCGGCUACACUUGAUGGUGAAAAGGUGUCCAAAUUUUUCUCUGACUGCCCAAUUUUGAAUGUUCCUGGGAAGUUGUACCCCGUAGAAAUAUCAUAUAGUUCAGAGCAACCCAAAAGUUAUAUCGAGUCUUCUUUGAGAAAAGCUAUCGACAUACACGUUAAUGAACCUGAAGGGGACAUUUUGAUAUUUAUGACUGGACAGGAUGACAUAGAGAAAUUGGUAUCUAAAUUGGAAGAAAAAAUUCAAAGCCUCGAGGUAGGAUCUUGUAUGGAUGCAUUAGUCCUUCCGCUCCACGGCUCUUUGCCACCUGAAAUGCAGGUGCGAGUAUUUAGUCCUCCACCUCCAAAUUGUCGGCGUUUUAUUGUGGCUACAAACAUUGCUGAAACCUCUUUGACUGUUGAUGGUGUUGUGUAUGUCAUUGACUCUGGUUACGUGAAGCAACGACAGUAUAAUCCAUCAACUGGAAUGUAUUCCCUUGAUGUUGUUCAGAUUAGCAGGGUGCAAGCCAACCAACGAGCGGGACGAGCUGGGAGAACGAGACCUGGGAAGUGUUAUCGUUUAUACCCAUUGGCUGUUUAUCAUGACAAUUUGCUAGAUGCUACGGUGCCUGAAAUACAACGGUCUUCUCUAGCUGGAAGUGUUCUUUAUUUGAAAUCACUUGACCUUCCCGAUAUUGAUAUUCUUAAAUUUGAUUUUCUUGAUUCACCUUCACUUGAGUCUUUACAAGAUGCUCUUAAACAAUUGUUUCUGAUUGAUGCUAUAGAUGAAAAUGGCACCAUCACGAGAAUAGGAAAAACUAUGUCAGAGCUUCCUUUGGAACCUUCACUAGCAAGGACUUUGAUCGAGGCAAAUGAGUACGAUUGUUUGACCCAAGCUUUGACUGUAGCUGCUAUGUUAUCGGUUGAAGGUACAUUGCUUCCUGGACGAAGUAAAAGCAGUAAAAGCACUGAGAAGAAGAGGAAGCAUCCUCCUUCAGAGCUUCCGGAUGGUUCAGGAUGGGGUGAUCACAUUCAGUUACUUCAAAUUUACGAGCUCUGGGACCAAACUGACUAUAGUAUUGACUGGUGCAAAGAUAACAACUUACAGGUACGGGGGAUGCUGUUCGCCAAAGAUGUCCGUAAACAGCUGUCUCAGAUAAUGCAGAAGAUUGCAAAAGGGAGCUUGGAUGUAAGAAGAAAGGAAAGACGGAGAGAUAGAGAACAUGAUUAUAAGAAUUUGAGGAAGUCUCUGUGUGUUGGCUAUGCAAGCCAGCUGGCGGAAAGGUCCAUUCGUCAUAACGGUUAUAAAACUCUUGGCUUCAAGUCUCAGCUUGUUCAGGUGCAUCCUUCUUCUGUAUUGCGGGAAGAUGAGGAAGGAAUGCUUCCAAAUUAUGUCGUAUACCAUGAACUUAUUUCUACUUCACGCGCAUUUAUGCGUAAUGUUUGUGAAGUAGAGAUGCAAUGGGUUACCCCAAUAUUGCAGAAGCUUGAGAAACUAAAUGUCAACAAACUCAGUGGUGGAUCCAACCAGCCCGUGGAGAACACACAAGAGGACCAGAAUAUUCCCAAGAAAGAGGGACUCACUGAUGACUCCAGCAGUAGAAUACAAGCAGCUCGGGACCGGUUUCUUGCCCGUAAAGCAAAUAAAUAGAAACUUUUGGUACCCUCAUUUAUGGCAACUGUCAAAUUUAACCCCCAAAAUGCAGAGUACAGAAACAUGCAUUUUGUAAUAGAGAAUUUUUUAAUCUAUUGGAGACUCAAUACUGACAUGUAAAUUUCUUCUAUAGGGUUGUUUUGGUAGUUAUACUAAACUAUGUCCCAACAUCAUAGUUGUAAUUUUUUAAUGUGGUAAUUUGACCAUGACA
Helianthus annuus (common sunflower) is the source of this 2450-nucleotide messenger RNA. Its product is annotated as probable pre-mRNA-splicing factor ATP-dependent RNA helicase DEAH4. Bases 20 to 2236 code for a protein of 738 amino acids. The transcript is spliced from 16 exons. Gene Ontology annotation, cellular component: intracellular anatomical structure. The record is from RefSeq and is a predicted model, not a curated record. NCBI's taxonomy places the organism in Eukaryota, Viridiplantae, Streptophyta, Magnoliopsida, Asterales, Asteraceae. Gene Ontology annotation, molecular function: RNA binding; ATP hydrolysis activity.